AGUGGACAAGUCCUUCACCCCUCGCCGGAGUGUGUGGAGGAGUGAUGGGCAGAACCAGCGCUUCCCUCAGGCAUUAGACCUGCCACGCACGGACUUGGCUCCCCUCCAGCCUGCUUCACUCUACCCCAAGAACACAGAUCUGUUUGAGAUGAUUGAGAAGAUGCAGGGAAGCAGGAUGGAUGAACAACGAUGCGCCUUCCCACCACCCCUCAAAACGGAGGAGGACUACAUUCCCUACCCGAGCGUCCAUGAGGUCCUAGGGCGAGAAGGACCUUUCCCCCUCAUCCUGCUGCCCCAGUUCGGGGGCUACUGGAUUGAAGGCACCAACCACGAAAUCACCAGCGUCCCGGAGACAGAGCCGCUGCAAUCACCCACGACCAAGGUGAAGCUCGAGUGUAACCCCACAGCCCGCAUCUACCGGAAGCAUUUUCUUGGCAAGGAGCAUUUCAAUUACUACUCACUGGACACUGCCCUGGGCCACCUUGUCUUCUCACUCAAGUAUGAUGUCAUCGGGGACCAGGAGCACCUCCGGCUGCUGCUCAGGACCAAGUGCCGGACACACCAUGAUGUCAUCCCCAUCUCCUGCCUCACUGAGUUCCCCAAUGUGGUCCAGAUGGCAAAGCUGGUGUGUGAAGAUGUGAAUGUGGAUCGCUUUUACCCUGUGCUCUACCCCAAGGCUUCCCGCCUCAUCGUCACCUUUGACGAGCAUGUUAUCAGCAAUAACUUCAAGUUUGGAGUCAUAUAUCAGAAGCUUGGACAGACCUCUGAGGAAGAGCUCUUUAGCACCAAUGAGGAAAGCCCCGCCUUCGUGGAGUUUCUCGAAUUUCUGGGCCAGAAGGUCAAACUGCAGGACUUUAAAGGGUUCCGAGGAGGCCUGGACGUGACCCACGGGCAGACGGGGACCGAGUCUGUGUACUGCACCUUCCGCAACAAGGAGAUCAUGUUUCACGUGUCCACCAAGCUGCCCUACACAGAAGGGGACGCCCAGCAGUUGCAGCGAAAGCGGCACAUCGGGAACGACAUUGUCGCUGUAGUCUUCCAGGACGAGAACACACCCUUUGUGCCUGACAUGAUUGCAUCCAACUUCCUGCAUGCCUAUGUGGUGGUACAGGCCGAGGGCGGGGGGCCUGAUGGCCCGCUCUACAAGGUCUCUGUCACUGCUAGAGAUGACGUGCCCUUCUUCGGGCCCCCCCUUCCGGACCCCGCUGUGUUCAGGAAGGGGCCUGAGUUCCAGGAAUUUUUGCUGACAAAGCUGAUCAAUGCUGAAUAUGCCUGCUACAAGGCAGAGAAGUUUGCCAAACUGGAGGAGCGGACACGGGCCGCCCUCCUGGAGACGCUCUAUGAGGAACUGCACAUCCACAGUCAGUCCAUGAUGGGCCUGGGCGGUGACGAGGACAAGAUGGAGAAUGGCGGCGGUGGCGGUGGCUUCUUCGAGUCUUUUAAGCGGGUCAUCCGGAGCCGCAGCCAGUCCAUGGACGCCAUGGGACUAAGCAACAAGAAGCCCAAUACCGUGUCGACCAGCCACAGCGGCAGCUUUGCCCCCAACAACCCCGACCUGGCCAAGGCAGCUGGAAUAGUGAGUGCCCCCCCAAGCAGGCCUCAGCUCUCCCCCACCUCCGAGGCCUGCCCCCCCAUUGCUCUGCUGUCUGAGUGCCCAUCCUGGGUUCUAGACUCAGUCUAGCCACUGUUCUCCCUG
This is a messenger RNA of Leptonychotes weddellii (Weddell seal), 1696 nucleotides long. NCBI's taxonomy places the organism in Eukaryota, Metazoa, Chordata, Mammalia, Carnivora, Phocidae. The record is from RefSeq and is a predicted model, not a curated record.